AUGAGGGUUGGUGAGACCUUGCUGCUGGUAGCUGCGGUCGCCAUUUAUGGCGGCCAUGCCUUUACCGGAGGUGUUUUGAAUCGCCGCAGCGAAACGGUCCCCAGCACAGGAACCCCAGUCUCAUCGCAGUCGACCGAAACGCCCGGUUUCAGCUCGGCCGGCGCCACCGGUGCCGGCACCGUGGGCACCGUGGCCCUGGCCGCGCUGGGUGCCCUCAGCGCCGCGGCAGCGCGGAGCCGACGGGUCACGUCGCUGGUGAGCCGAGCUGCUGAACGACGGGUGGUGGUGACCGGCAUGGGCAUCACCAGCUGCCUUGGAAACACCCUCGAUGACGUCGCGGACAAUUUGAAAAAUGGCAAUUCUGGCAUUACUUUUUCCGAAGAGUAUGAGAAGCUGGGCAUCAAGAGCAACGUGCGCGGCAGACCCAACUUGACACCAGCAGAGAUCAAGGAACUGAUUCCCCGAAAGACCUUGCGCUUCAUGGGCCCCAAUGCCCAAUUCGCCUACAUCGCCUUGGAUCGUGCCAUCCAGGAUGCCGGCCUGAAGCCGGAAGACUAUGAGAACAACGAGCGAUGUGCCUCCAUCCUGGGUCAAGGUGGCACCUCCAUUCCGGAUGUCACCGAAUCCUGUGGCUAUGUGGCGGAUCAGGUGAAAAGAUGGCCCAGCAAAGUGGGCCCUUACCGCGUGACACGCACGAUGGGCUCCACUGUCUCGGCUGUCCUGUCCUCGGCCUUCAAGUUGCAGGGCCCAUCCUUUUCCAUUUCCUCAGCUUGUUCCACUGGUGCCCAUUGCAUCGGAGUUGCCAUGGAGCAGAUCCAGUUGAACAAGGCAGAUAUGGCAGUGGCUGGAGCCGGUGAGAACGAAUGCUGGCAGUUCACCGCAAUGUUCGAUUGUAUGGGAGCCCUUUCGACCAAGCGCAACCACGAACCCACCAAGGCCUCCCGUGCCUUCGACAAAGAUCGGGAUGGCUUCGUCAUUGCAGGCGGUGGUGGCAUGGUGGUCUUAGAGGAGCUGGAACACGCAAAGGCCCGUGGUGCCAGGAUCUACGCCGAGCUCACGGGGUACGGUGCGAACUCCGAUGGCUACGAUGUCGUGGCACCCUCCGGCGUGGGGGGUGAGAAAUGCAUGAAGAUCGCUUUGGCCAUGGCAGAUGAGAUUGCAGGCGAGAAGCAGGUGGACUACGUGAACACCCACGGCACCUCGACCCCCAUCGGUGAUGUCCAAGAACUGGGCGCCGUGAAACGCGUCUUUGAGGAGAAGGGCUAUCAGCCAUAUGUCGGAUCAACCAAGUCUAUGUCUGGUCAUGCCUUGGGUGCGGCCGGCGUGCACGAAGCGAUCUAUUCGUUGCUCAUGAUGGAUCGAGGCUUUUUGGCGGAGUCCAUCAACAUUGACGACUUAGUGGAUGAGGCUGAUGGAAUGAAGAUCCUGACUGAACGACAUGAUGGCGGUGUUGCGCGUGUAGCCUCCAACUCCUUCGGCUUUGGUGGAACCAACGCCUGUUUGGUCUUCGACAAAUUCGAGGCCCACGGCAAGGGGGGGCGUAGCUUGUCGCUGGUCGCUGCUGAGCCCAUGCGAGUGGUCGGAAUCGGCAGGGAGAACCAAACAGAUCGAAAUAUCACAAGUUUCACAGAGUUCAGAUGCCGGAAACUCCUUCAGCGUGACCGUCGCGUUGAGGGACAGGUCAAUACGACCCAGGGGGAGCAAUGGAAUGUGAAGAGAUCUGCAUGUGCCUCGCGCGCGGAAAAAGCGACGUGGACGACACGUCGUGUAUUGCGAGGCAGCUUGGCGGUUCUGCUGGCGCUGGCGGCCAUUCUGACGACCCCUGUGGCGGCCGAGAUCUUUGGCAACUUCAGCCUUGACGGCCUCAGCCAAGGCGCGGCCUUCGUCAAGAAGCCCAUCGUCGCGGGAUUGGUGGAGAUCCUGGAACCGGUGAUGUGUGAGUCACUACCACCUGCCCUGAUCAAGACCUUCAAGGAUGAACGCAUGGCCUGCAGCAUGGUGUGCAUGAUGGAGCACAUGAUGGCAAACCCGGACUUUGUGAAAGUCCUGAAAAACUUCAUCAGCACAUCCAUGACGAACGAGGAGUUGCUUGGAAGCCUCAAGGAGGUCAUGAGAGAUGCUUUGUCUGACAGCCACCUCUACAAAUCGGCCAUGCACGGUGUGGCGAAUAGCUUGAAUCCCCUACACUCGGAGACGCUGGGGAAGAUGUUCUCGCGCAAGGACAAGAGUGACAGCCCUCGGCCCUCCUGA
Molecule: messenger RNA, 2250 nt
Organism: Cladocopium goreaui
Lineage: Eukaryota; Dinophyceae; Suessiales; Symbiodiniaceae
Source: the annotation of a GenBank genome assembly